Messenger RNA from Penicillium coprophilum, 1386 nucleotides. RefSeq lists its product as uncharacterized. Bases 1 to 1386 code for a protein of 461 amino acids. The record is from RefSeq and is a predicted model, not a curated record. Lineage: Eukaryota; Fungi; Ascomycota; Eurotiomycetes; Eurotiales; Aspergillaceae. The transcript is spliced from 7 exons. Gene Ontology annotation, molecular function: monooxygenase activity; FAD binding. Gene Ontology annotation, biological process: secondary metabolite biosynthetic process.
AUGGUGUCCAAUGGUCUAGCCAAUGGCCAUGUCCCUCGGGUGUCCUUGAAGACCCCAACAUACCCUAGCAACUGCCUUGAAUUUUUGAAUAAUUCAUUGGCAGUUGAAAAGACAAUCCCUGCACAGGUCCAUCUAAGCAUCAUUGUCGUAGGCGCCGGACUCGGCGGACUAGCAACAGCCAUCGCGCUUGCAAGUUCGGGCCACACCGUGACCGUCUACGAGCAAGCGCAGAAACUCGGAGAAGUUGGUGCCGGGAUCCAAAUUCCAUCCAACUCAACUCGUCUCCUGAGCAGACUCGGCCUGGACCCAUACCUGAAAGAGUAUGUGACCGAGCCCGGGUCCAUUUCUUUCCGACGCUGGCAAUCAGGAGAUGUCAUCGGACUGACUCAACUGAUCCCAAACUUCCGAAAAGAAUUCGGGGCACCGUACUAUGUGAUCCAUCGCGCAAAUUUCCAUUCCGCACUGUAUAAACGCGCCUUAGAUCUGGGUGUCACGGUCAAGGUUGCUUCGCGGGUUGUUGAGUAUAAUGUCGAGGGACCUAGUAUCGUUCUUGGGAACGGUGAAACUGUCUCGGCUGAUUUGGUCGUUGCUGCGGACGGGGUCAAAUCAAUUGCUCGUGGAACACUCGAUGGGAGUGGCAAGCCAUCGUUCGAGAAGACCGGGUUCGCAGCCUACCGAGCUACUGUGGACGUGGAGCGCAUCAAGGAAGACCCGGAUCUUGCUUGGCUUCUGGAAAAGCCAGCUCUCAAUAUUUGGAUUGGUGAUCAGCGGCACGUAAUGACAUACACAAUCGGAGCCGGCAAGUCCUUUAACAUGGUUCUUUCUCAUCCAGAUGACAGUGAUCCUUCAACCUGGGAUCAGGUAAAUACUCUCAGUGACAUGAGACGCGAGUUUCAAGGAUGGGAUACCCGACUUGAGAAGAUUAUCGGACUCAUCGAAAAAACCAUCAAAUGGCCGCUGAUCAGUGGAGUCCCUUUACCUCGCUGGGUUAAUGGCAAGGUGUUGAUCCUAGGAGACGCAGCACAUGCAAUGCUACCUUAUAUGUCACAGGGCGCGGCAAUGGCCGUCGAAGACGGCGCGGCACUCGCACGCUCUCUGUCCAGAAUCGAGAAUCCCGCAGACAUCCCCAAAGCCCUGGAUAUUUUCGAAAAGGUUCGCAUUGAGCGAGCUGGAAUGAUGCAGGAGGCAAGUCUGCUAAAUGGAAAGCUAUGGCAUUUCGCCGAUGGACCACUCCAGGAAGCUCGUGAUGGAGCUAUGAAGCCCGAGACUUUGGGGUUGCCUUUCAGUCACAGUCCUAACCAGUGGAGUGAUCCAGCCACCCAGAUGUGGUGUUAUGGAUAUGAUGCCGAGCAAGAGAUUGAUCGAGCCUGGGAGUCAGAAUUGUAG